AUGGCCCAGCCAAACCCCUACCUCUUGGCUUGCGACAACCCCGCUGCGCUUUUGGAGCUGCUCCGGGCCAAUCCCUCGAUCGCCUCAUGCCAGGACGAGUCCGGCUACUCCUUGUUGCACGCCUCUUCCUCCUACGGCCAUGUUGACCUCCUGCGCGCGCUAGUGAAAGAGUUUCACGUCGACGUCAACCUCCUCGACGAAGACGGCGAGACAUGUCUAUUCGUGACCGAGUCUCCCGAGAUCGCACGCUGUUUGAUCGAGGAAUUGAAGGUGGACUACAAUAAGAAGAACAGCGAGGGUUACACAGCUGUUGAGAAGAUGGAGGCCGACGAGGAGUUCCCACAAGUCACUGCCUACCUCCGUGAAGUCGUCGGUGGUGCUCCGGCCGAGACAGACUCUGGCAUGUUGAACCCCCGCCGCGCAUUCCUGAUAGCGAUAUGCAAGUCAAUAUCGAGGCGUAUUGAGGAACUUGCGACUCGGGAGGACUACUGGAGUGAGGAGGUGCAGAAUGAGGUUCGCGAGCUGGUGAAGGAUGCCAUGGCUGGCUCUAAUAUUGAGGCUAUGGAGCGGGAGCUGCGGAGAAGGACUGAGUAA
Molecule: messenger RNA, 594 nt
Organism: Penicillium canescens
Lineage: Eukaryota; Fungi; Ascomycota; Eurotiomycetes; Eurotiales; Aspergillaceae
Product: ankyrin repeat protein
Exons: 2
Coding region: 1-594 (197 amino acids)
Molecular function (GO): protein binding
Source: RefSeq, a predicted model, not a curated record